This is a messenger RNA of Cricetulus griseus (Chinese hamster), 1464 nucleotides long. The record is from RefSeq and is a predicted model, not a curated record. NCBI's taxonomy places the organism in Eukaryota, Metazoa, Chordata, Mammalia, Rodentia, Cricetidae.
AUGCCCGAAGACCGCAGCCCGUUGCCACACUUUCUGCAACAGCCAGAGGACAUGGUGGUGCUGCUGGGGGAGGAAGCUCGGCUGCCCUGCGCCCUGGGCGCAUACCGGGGGCUCGUGCAGUGGACUAAAGAUGGGCUGGCUCUAGGGGGCGAAAGAGACCUUCCAGGGUGGUCCCGGUACUGGAUAUCAGGCAAUGCAGCCAGUGGCCAGCAUGACCUUCACAUUAAGCCUGUGGAAUUGGAAGAUGAAGCAUUAUAUGAGUGCCAGGCUUCACAAGCGGGCCUCCGAUCACGCCCUGCCCAACUGCACGUGAUGGUCCCCCCAGAACCCCCCCAGGUACUAGGCGGCCCCUCCGUGUCUCUGGUUGCUGGAGUUCCUGGGAAUCUGACGUGUCGGAGUCGAGGGGAUGCCCAACCCGCCCCUGAACUGCUGUGGUUCCGAGAUGGGAUCCGGCUGGAUGGCACCACCUUCCACCAGACCACGCUGAAGGACAAGACCACUGGGACAGUGGAAAACACUUUAUUCCUGACCCCUUCCAGUGAUGAUGAUGGAGCCACCUUGAUCUGCAGAGCCCGGAGCCAGGCCCUGCCCACAGGGAAGGACACAGCUGUUACACUGAUCCUGCCAGUGCUGAGCUCGGGGCCCACGCUGCGUCUCCCAUCCGUGGUGCUGGAGGAUGCCGGUGACUAUGUGUGCAGGGCUGAGCCCAGGCGCUCCGGUCUGGGAGGUGGCACGGCGCAUGCGAGGUUGACAGGCUUCCUGGAGGCAGGUUCACUAGGCAGGUUCCUGGUGGAGACCUUCCCAGCCCCGGAGGUGGACGGAGAACGCGGCACAGGCCUCAUUUCUGUGCUACACAUUUCUGGGACCCAGGAGUCUGACUUUACCAGGGGCUUCAACUGCAGUGCCAGGAACCGGCUGGGCGAGGGACGAAUCCAGAUCCACCUGGGCCGCAGAGGUUCAAGCUGUUUCUCUAAGCAAAAGAACCUGGUUCGGAUCCCAGGAAGCAGUGAUGGCUCCAGUUCACGAGGCCCUGAGGAGGAGACGGGCAUCAGUGAGGACAGGGGUCCCGUUGUGCACACUGACCACAGUGACCUGAUUCUGGAUGAAAAGGAGGCUCUGGAGACAGCGGAUCCAACCAAUGGUUACUACAAGGUCCGAGGAGUCAGUGUGAGCCUUAGCCUCGGGGAAGCCCCGGGAGGAGGCCUCUUCUUGCCACCCCCCUCUCCGAUUGGACUUCCAGGGACUCCUACUUACUAUGACUUCACGCCCCGCCUGGACUUAGUACCCCCCUGCAGACUGUACAGAGCACGGGCCGGUUACCUCACCACCCCCCAUCCCCGAGCUUUCGCCAGCUACAUGAAGCCUACAUCCUUUGGACCCCCGGAUUUGAGCUCUGGGACUCCCCCCUUCCCCUACGCUACCUUGUCUCCACCCAGCCACCAGCGUCUCCAGACUCAUGUGUGA